AUAGUAGCUACUGGCGGUAUAUAGCAAGUCAGGGAUUAUGGAAGAUGCCUGGUCGAUUUUUAUCAUUUUUUAAAUUCUCUUCUCAACCAUGAGGCUGAGCUCUGUUUGUGGUUCGAAAAUAGUCUUUCCUUACUUUUCAACUUUGAAUUUUCAUGUCAAUGGACAGAGUUCUGAUACAUCAUGUGAGCAUAAAGAUGGUGUCACUAUCAGGCAGUUGGAUACUGCUACUAUGGUGUCUGUGAUAUCGCUUGUGCAUGAAACUGAUAAAGCAGUUCACCUUUAUUGCGUAAACAAUGUUUCUAAGCAGACUGUACUUGAUUACACUUUAAAACCGGGUGUGUUAUCUGAUGUGAAUAAUUUGACACUUGAUUUCACUCUCAAUGACACCCUGCAGAUGUACUGGUCUCAGCCUUCCAAUGUGUGUCAAUGUGAUAGAAACGAAUCAUGCGAUAUUACUUAUAAAGUCUCUUUUGAUGAGGAUCCCAAUGGAUUAGAGCAUGUGGCGCAUGGUCCUUAUUUUGAACUCCCUCGUGUCAGCAAGUUCGAUGCACUGUCUGUCGAGGUAAUUGUACCUCAAAAUCAAACAAUUAGAUGUGUACCUGCUACUACUACCUUGAGCACCUCCAAUGAUACUACUCGUAGUGCUCCUCAAAACAAGAAAUUGUUUCUAUUCAUAGCCAUGCUUUUGGUGGUAGCCUGUAGUCCAUUCUGUUACAAGAUUUGGAUAUGUUAUAUAAAGGCCUGCUUGUUAGUCUGCUAUAGGCUGUACCAUUUUAUAAUGAAGAAGAGAAAUGCAAAGCCUCUACUUCCGAUAUUUGAUACACCUGCUCAUCCAUGUGCCUUCAUUGUUGUAACCCGCCCAUGAAUGACACAACUUCAUGAUUAUUUAAAGAAGAUGUAAUACAGUGCUUUGCAGGUUGCUUGACCCAGUUUCUGCUCACGUGACAUGUAUUACUAGUAUGGUGAGAGUCACGUGAUUAACGAGUUUGCAGGGUCAAGUAACCUGCAAAGCCACUGUAUUACAGAUGACAUGCUAAAGUGAAUUGUUUAAUUUUUU
Amphimedon queenslandica is the source of this 1057-nucleotide messenger RNA. RefSeq lists its product as uncharacterized. The transcript is spliced from 5 exons. The record is from RefSeq and is a predicted model, not a curated record. Lineage: Eukaryota; Metazoa; Porifera; Demospongiae; Haplosclerida; Niphatidae. The coding region runs from base 89 to 865 and encodes 258 amino acids.